CACAAACCAUCCAGCAGCGAUCGGCUCGAUUAUUAUUUACCUGCCUGAUGCCGCCCGAGCUGCGACAGGUAGAAUUUUGCACGCGGUUUUGCUUGCGCGACAGUUUAAUCGUGAACAGUGCGCGAUAAGCAUUAUUUGUAAUUAUUUUUUUUCGCUUUCGUUCAAUUUGUUGCGAGCCAAACUGAAGAAGCCGUCCUCGGGAGUUGAUCGAAAACUAAUCUUUUAAACUAGAGUUGUCUGCCAGGAUUUGGAUCAAGCACACACGAAUGUCUGGAGAACAACACACAGCCAUGAAAAUAUCACCUCUGCGGGAAUGAUUCAUCGACAAGAGCUCUCUUAUCAGUCGCAGAUUGAACACUGAUAGCGGAAAACCUGCGCGGAAACCAGCUGAUAUCAGAAAUAGAGGGUUUUUUUUCUCUACUCCGCACGAAUGUUGUUCGGAGUCUUGUAAAAAUAAUCUUUUAUCGCAAAAAUACGUAGAUUGAUUAGAGUGAUUCUCGGCCACGGUUUGGCAAUUGAUUUGACGGAUUCCGGACAAAAGAGAGGAACGAAUUCCAAUUAUCUUCCGCCGAAACUCGCCGGGUGGAGAGGUUCUGUUGUGAUACCCGAUUGUGAAUUAUCGUGAACCCAUUGAGUCAGUGCUCAGCAGUGAGGGAUCAGUCAUCGAGUUUGGUCUAUGGGCGUCGGUUGCGUGAAGAAAUGAAGAAACGUGUGCGUCUCCCCACCGAGAGAGUGUAAACGUGAACGUGAAAGUUUGAGAUUUGAACGCUCGCAAAACAAGUGCCUUGGCCUGGCCCAGCUGAUACCGAGCUUAUUUACAUCUGAAGUGUUGUUUAUCGGAAGAAGAACGGUGUCACGUAACGGAGGAUUUUGAAGUGGGCUGAACUUCAGCUUGGAAGACAUAUCGGUUGUCCGGUGCAUAAGUGCACACCAUCGACGCCGUUGCUGACCAAAAAAGAUGGUGUUCAAUUGUACGCUCUGUGGAAUGGGCCCUCGGGCCACGAUCAUUUUGGUCGGAAUUGUUUCACUAAUUUUCUCCAUCCUUUACAUCCUCGGCACAACUGCAGGAAUAUUGGCUCAUAACUGCGUUAUUCCUAUGAACAACUCGAAAGAGGAAUAUGCCAUCUAUCUUUACUACCUUCGGUCUUCAGAAUGCGGCCCAGUGAACCUGACCAACUUGGGCGUAACCGUUCCAGAAAACUUCCCAAUCGUGCUGCCAGAUGUGUCGGAUGCCGCCUUCCGGACCUACAUAUUCUGUCUGGUUGGGGUGGCACUGUACGGGGUGUGGGCCAUUUCCACCAUCUUGAUGUUUGGAUCCGCUUGUGUUUCCUGCGUGGGAAGAGGCUGCAUAGUUUUCGGAAUCUAUCCAUUCAUAAUCAUUCUGUUCCUCGUACUGGCCUACGAAGUGGUGGCAUUUGUCAUCUACUUGAUCGACUUCAUACACAGUUUUGAUAUAGAUUUUGUGCUAGAUCUGCUUGAAGUCGGUAACCAGGAACAGGUUAGGCCAAUAUUCGAACAAAUCGACAACAUUUAUCUGGUGGUGCCUCCAUUGAUCAUGUGGAUAACCGCCAUUAAAGGAUUUAUCUUCUGGUUGAUCUUCCUGUUGCUGGCCUUUGUGAUGAUGGGCGUGGCCAGUCGACUGUGGGAGGAGAACAAACCGGCUCCCGCCUACAAUAGUGUUGUCCAUGCGUCCAGAACUGCCCCGACGGCACCGGUUGAGCAGAUGGAAGAGAUCAGAAAUUCACCGGAUGUUGUAGCCGUCUCAGCAGCUGCCAGUCGAUACAAAGACCCUGCGAGGACACCGACGGAUAUUCCUUCCUAUAGUGAAGCUUCUGCUCCUGCGGCUGAUGAAAACGUCGUCCGGACCGUGGAACCUUUGAAGGGCGGCAAUGACUCCCCUUAUCUGGAGCAGCCACCGGAACAGGAUAGGUACGACGUCAAUGAACCACCUCCAGUACGACCAAAACCGAUACUUAAUCCUUACACGGAUAAACGAUUUUCGUACAUGCCUGGCAAUCCACAACCGUUCUCCUAUCUGGCGGGACCUCCACAGCAGGUAAGCCCCCGGAAUUCGACAAACGUCCCAACGGAAGUACGCAGUCAGCUACCGUGGAGCUAUUUCCGGAACUCAGAAGAGUUGGGGCCACCGAAACGAGUAACAUCCACUUUGAAUGAUCAGUCCGACUUUCCUGGAGCAGAUGUUGCUGUACCAAUGACAAAACCGGGCGCACCAGACGAUCGUUCAAGCGAUGAAGGAAAAUGGAGUGGUCCAGAGUAUCGAUAUUGAAACUCUGAUCUGUCCCAACUUCGAACGUGGAGGGAAAACCAAAGACGAAAUGCCAUAAACAACAAACCCGAGAACCGGAACCAAAAGAUCGCAAUUAUCGGAUCAAUAUAGUGACUUAAUUUUACUAUCGACUGAAUGGUUGCAGCUGUGUGUACACCAAAUCCGUUUAGUGCCUUGAUACAAGGUGGAUUGCUGCACUGUUGAACAGUGUGCAAGCAAUGACUACGAUGUUAUUUAGCGUUUAAGAUUUGACCUGUGAGAAAAUAUUGAAGAUUAAAACCGAUUUUACUGGA
Messenger RNA from Uranotaenia lowii, 2580 nucleotides. RefSeq lists its product as uncharacterized. NCBI's taxonomy places the organism in Eukaryota, Metazoa, Arthropoda, Insecta, Diptera, Culicidae. The record is from RefSeq and is a predicted model, not a curated record. The transcript has 6 exons. Bases 959 to 2287 code for a protein of 442 amino acids.